Messenger RNA from Hypomesus transpacificus, 6793 nucleotides. It is a transcript of the gene gpam, whose product is annotated as glycerol-3-phosphate acyltransferase, mitochondrial. Gene Ontology annotation, cellular component: plasma membrane; mitochondrial membrane. The transcript has 22 exons. Gene Ontology annotation, molecular function: glycerol-3-phosphate O-acyltransferase activity. The record is from RefSeq and is a predicted model, not a curated record. Bases 352 to 2850 code for a protein of 832 amino acids. Gene Ontology annotation, biological process: phospholipid biosynthetic process. NCBI's taxonomy places the organism in Eukaryota, Metazoa, Chordata, Actinopteri, Osmeriformes, Osmeridae.
UCCGCCGACAGUAUUACACACAUCCAGUUUGCUCUGGCUCUUGGUGCACCAAGUUCACGGCUGAUUGUCCUGCAAAUUGUCAAGGGCAUAAUUGGCGAACGUUGAUAAAUUUCGACUCGGAUGUACAUUUAUGAGACAUGGUACACCAAUUUCAAGGCACACACACUCCAGGCUGAGGGUAUUCCGUCAAGUCACCACAAGCUUCUCUCAGUGUCUGACCUACUUUGCAAACUAAUGAGAAUCACAAGCCAUUUUCUCUUAUUAAUUACAUUAGGAUUGCCUUCCCAAGCAUUUUGGACUGCACAACCAAUAUCUAAGACUCCUAGCUGGUGUGUGAUCUGAAGGCAGGAGAUGGACGUGUCGGUCUCCUUCGGGCCAGACAGCCUGCUCCAGGUCAACAAUGGAGACCAAGGAGGCAGUCGUUGGAAACAUCCCAACGACGACUCGGAACGGAGCUCCAGCCCCUCAGUGCUGCGCUGUGUGACCAGCACAUGGAAGGAGGGCCUGCUAAACAGAAAGAGACCUUUUGUGGGCCGCUGCUGCCACUCCUGCACCCCCCAGAGCCAAGAGAGACUCUUCAACCCCAGUAUCCCUUCUCUGGGACUGCGUAAUGUGAUUUAUAUCAACGAGACCCAUACAAGGCACCGUGGCUGGCUGGCCCGCAGGCUCAGCUAUGUGCUGUUUGUCCUUGAGAGGGACGUCCAAAAGGACAUGUUUGCCAGGAACGUUGUGGACAACGUUCUCAACAACAGCAGGGUGGAGAGCGCCAUCGUAGAGGUGGCGACAGACUCGGACCCAGCGGCCAGUGAGCCUGGGCAGGAGUACAAGGCCGUCAGCAAGGUGAGGAGAAAAGCCAGAGGGUUCCUCCAGGAGAUGGUGGCCAACAUCUCACCAGCCUUCAUCAGGAUGACAGGAUGGGUGCUCCUCAAACUCUUCAACGGAUUUUUCUGGAGCAUUCAGAUUCAUAAAGGCCAGCUGGAGAUGGUUAAGAAGGCUGCGACAGAGCACAACGCUCCCCUGGUCUUCCUCCCCGUGCACAAGUCCCACAUCGACUAUCUGCUCAUCACCUUCAUCCUCUUCUGCCACAACAUCAAAGCUCCCCACAUUGCCGCCGGCAACAACCUCAACAUUCCCAUCUUCAGUACGUUGAUUCGUAAACUUGGAGGAUUCUUCAUCCGGCGAAAACUCGACGAGACAAGAGAUGGAAAGAAAGAUGUUUUGUACAGAUCCUUGCUACAUGCUUACACGGAGGAGCUGCUUCGUCAGCAGCAGUUCCUGGAGGUCUACCUGGAGGGCACGCGCUCACGCAGCGGCAAGACGUCGCCGGCGCGCGCCGGCAUGCUCUCCAUCGUGGUGGACACGCUGUGCACCGGCGCCAUCCCCGACCUGCUGGUGGUGCCCGUGGGCAUCUCCUACGACCGCAUUCUGGAGGGCAACUACAACAGCGAGCAGCUGGGAAAGCCCAAGAAGAACGAGAGUCUGUGGGGCGUGGCGUGCGGCGUGUUCCGCAUGCUGAGGAAGAACUACGGCUGCGUCCGGGUCGACUUCACCCAACCCUUCUCCCUGAAGGAGUACCUGGACACCCAGAGAAGUCGUCACGUCCCUCCCCUCCUGUCCCUGGAGCAGAGCCUGCUGCCCACCAUCAUCUCAGCUCAGCCUGACCAAGCCGUGUUUAACGCUGAGGAGGAGGAGGACGAGGAGCAGCUCAACUCCAGAGACCUGGCUGACGAGCCCUGGAGGAGACAGGUCAUCGCCAACCUGGCCAAGCACGUGCUCUUCACGGCAAACAAGUCAUCAGCGAUCAUGUCAACACACAUCGUGGCCUGUCUGCUCCUGUACCGACACAGACAGGGCGUGCCACUGUCCAAGUUGGUGGAAGACUUCUUCAACAUGAAGGAGGAGAUCCUGUCGCGGGACUUCGACCUGGGCUUCUCCGGGAACUCUGAGGACGUGGUCAUGCACGCGCUCCAUCUCCUAGGCAACUGCGUCAACGUCACCAGCACCAACCGCAACACUGAGUUCACAAUUGCCCCAAACUGCACGGUGCAAUCUCUCUUCGAGCUCAACUUUUACAGCAACGGCCUCUUCCACGUCUUUAUAGCGGACGCCAUUAUAGCAUGCAGUUCUCUGGCGCUGCAGCGUGAGCAGGCGAUGGAGGCGGAGGCGGGGCAGCAGGGCCGGCCCAACAGGCUCCUCCUCAGCCAGGAGAGGCUGAUCCGCAAGGCCGCCAGCCUCUCCCACUUCCUCACCAACGAAGUGAUGGUCGCACCGCCCUGCCAGACCAUCUACCAAGUCUUCCACGACGCUGUCUGCCGUCUGAUCCAGUAUGGAGUGCUGCAUGUAGCAGAGGAGGACCAAGAGGAGCUGAGUCCAAGCCCCACAGAGGACUGGCCUAAGAAGUUUCCGGAGCCCCUGUCCUGGAGGAGUGACGAGGAGGAUGAGGAUAGUGACUUUGGAGAGGAGCAAAGGGACCGCUACCUCAAGGUGAGCAUGUCGCCGGAGCACCAGGAGUUCUUUGUCUUCCUGCAGCAUCUGGUCAGCCCUGUGCUUGAGGCCUACAGCGGGGCGGCCAUCUUUGUCCACAGCCUGAGCCAGCCAAUGGCUGAGUCGGAAUACACACAGCAGCUCUUCCGAUACUUGCUAACUCGCACUGAGAAGGGCAUAGCCGCGUACGGUGAAAGCGCAACGCACUACCUCGUAAAGAACACAGUACGGACAUUUAAAGAACUUGGGGUCCUGAGGGAGAGGCGGGAGAAUCGCGUGUCAUAUUUGGAACUGAGCAGUACCUUCCUAUCUCAGGCCAAUCGGAACAAGCUCCUGCAGUACAUCCUUGGUUUCACCCUGCUGUGACCUCUGAUUUCCAGCUAACCUGCUGACCCUGCCCCCGGCUCCACCCACACAAGUACUCCCCUCAAGGGCUUUUACUGGCUAGUUCUAAACAAUCAGAGGUGCUACUCUUUGGAAAGCUUUACCAGGAAGUGCCUUCAUGAAAAAUCGCUAACCUUUUGUGGUUAACCAGACGAGACUUGAAGUCGGUCUUCCUUUUCCAGUCAACACCCCUCCUAACACGAAUAGAACUGCACCCCUCCAAACAUGUAUAGAACUCUGCAGCUAGUGAAAGUCAUAACUGCACAUACACGGCAAUGGGGAGAAAAAAAAUGAAGAAAAUAAUACCUCUUCAUUAACCGUCAUUGUACUUUGUGUCCUUUAUUUGCCAGUGAAAGCCCUAGAUAGGUUUUUGUUUUGUUGUUUUUUUUUGGUCUUUUAACUGUAGGUAUAACAUUUCUUAUAACUUUAACAACAGUCCAGUAAAUGAAUGUCAUAUUACCAUCAACAAAAAAGCUGCCUUUAAUAUAAGCAAGCAAAAACAAAAUGGUACUAAAAUAGAAUUGCAUUAAUACACAAUGGUCAACAGAGGUAUUUUGCUGACUAAUUUGUACCAGAAUGCUAUUAAAAGAAUUGCUCGCUUCCUUAAACGGUUACUCCAAUGAAAUACACAAAAAAUAAUGAAGCGGACGUGGGCCUAUCAGAAGCUCUGUUGUGACCUUCAAACUUUUUAUAGCUGACAGUUACUGGAACUCAAGUUUAGGAGCCACCCUGUUUUCCCUCUAGAUUUGGCAAACAGGUUGUUACCUAGAAAGUUAGGAUAAACCACUUGAACAUUUUACAUAUGUAACCGAUGCAAGUAAAAUUCAGCUCACAUUCACUACCAACUAACUCACGAUGAUAACAAUAUUACAGAUCUUGUACAAAUUAGAAAUUCUGCCAUGCUAAAGUUUGCAUGUUGAAGAAGGUGACUCAAUAUGGAAAAAAAAUUGGGAUCAGAAAAUGCUUGCGGUCAGUCUGCAUUCUAUUUCACCAGCCUAGUAUGUUCAUCUGGAGUGUUUUGUAAUUGAGUUGACUGACUAAAUUAGUGUUUUUUAUUUUAUUUUAUAGAGCAUCAAGGGUUGAUUUCCAACUCAUCUGAAUUCAUAUGCAAACAGACUCAUUUAACAUUAUUAGUUUAAAAUUGGAAGCUCUGAUAGUUCAAAUGAAACCACAGAUCCAGAAUUUGCAUUGGAAAGUACUAGAGAAUGCACUAUAUGUGGAUGUCUUUAAGGAUACCUAGUUUCACAUACAAUAGAGGUUGUGUACUACUUGGUCUAAAACAUACAGUUGUAACACAGUUUUAGUGUUGGAAAAAAAUAUAAACCAUAAACAUGACUAGCUAGCUAUACUGGAGAUCUAGGGUAGAGUAGAACAUGAAGCACUAGCAAAUUGUACUGCAUUUCUAAAUUUGUGUAACUGAAAGAGGGAUGAGAGGAGUCAUUUGGUUUAAUCAACAUCUGCAUGAAUGUCACUCUGUGGAGGACAUUUUGAAACUCAAGGUCAUGCAAUGCUGAGGUCAACACAUUAGACUAACACCAGAACAAACGGAUACGAUGGUAUGUGCGAUUGGUAUUAUAAUGAUGAACUUGAGGGUAUUUGAGGAUUUAUUUUUCCCCGAACUGUGUUUGGGGUUCAAAAUGCCACCCAUGUCCACUUCAACUUAAACGUAAACAAGCCUUUCAUAGAUUUUUGUUAUGUUGGUUUUGGAGUUUCUUACAGUGGACAAAGUCUAGAUUGGGUACCAAAUAUUUGUGUAUGUACUUAUUCAUGAGACUGUGCUGUUGAAUAUAUUUCAUAGCGUACAUUUUAGGUGUAUGGUCUCCUUCACAUGUUUAAGACCGCUGAAUAUGUUUUAGACCUGUGGUGGGGUAGAUUGAGUCGUAUGAUCUUACAGUAUAUGACUGGUAUGGACAUGAUGCUCUUCAUUAGCUAGACAAAGUGUCUGUAGGUAAAGGUCGUGGCUCGAUAGUUAUUGAACAAAGGUACAGGGUUGUAGAACCUUUAAGGUUUGAAGGUGAAGGGUGAUAUCUUCUAGUGAUUGGUUGUGGUUUACGCUUGUAAAAACUCCUGUAGAGAUCUAUGCUGCUCGAGCAAGUUGAACAGGAUAUCACUUGUCUCCUACUUCCCAUUUGUACAUCCUACCUACUGGGUAUUACACCCUCAUUUUCUACUUGGAAGUCUUUCAGUCUACAUUGACCAUGGACGUGUACGGUCUGUUUGGAAGCUUCUGGACUGCAUGUCUUGCCAGUGCUGUGGGUCUGGGAAGGUAGGAGCAGUAAGGUGUAACUUGGAUGUUGUCUUAUUCAGGUCUGGAUGCCUUCCAGACAACGUAGCCACCUCAUUGGUUCACCCUCCCAAGUGAACGAUGAUGUAAUCUGAUGGUGUGACCAACACGUAAAGUGAGAAGGGAAAGUAGGUGGAGAGUUUUGGUGUCUGAGGGAGAUUAUGGAGCAGUGGACGUUGUGUUUGACAUGUAAUGUAUCACAGCACUGCUUUGUUUAGUGGGGUCGCAUUGAUUAUGAAAGAUCACACUGAAUUUAUUGACGGUUGAGGCAAAAUGUGCAACUGUACUCAAUUGUAGACCCUGUUUUUGAGAUUGCACAUGAUUUAUAAAUGAGGUGCUCUGCAAGGGCUCUGUCACAUAUUCUUUUAUAUUGUUUCAUUUAUUUAAAUACAUUGGCGUAAAUUAACUGAGCAUUACGCUAAGGUAAAAGAGCCUAUGCAGUUUUGACCCAUAUUUAAUUUGGGGUUUUGAGGUAAAACACUGAAAUGUUGGGAUCUGUUCAAUUUAAUUUAGGAAUGAAAUUGUUGGUGAUUGGCAUUAUGUAUAAUUUGGACAAAUUAUUUAAAAUAAUUAAGGAAGAUGGCAUUGAUUCCAUGGAAUUAGACUCCAGAGGUUGAUAUUUUGCUUGUGGGAAAACAUGCAGCACCAUACUUGAGGCCUAUAAGGCAUAAAGAACUAUAAUGUGACAUCAUAAAGCAUAUGUGUUUAUAAAUGGGCAUUUCAAAACGUACUGAGGUAGGAACAUAGAAGGGAGCAUACACUUUUGUUAGCUCUUGUUCAAAAUCUCGACAAAAGAAAAUUGACACAACAUGGUAUGUUGAAGGAAAGAUUUAUGUAAGUUACAACUUGGUGCACACUAUCAAAAUCAAAACACAUUCACAAAGUUACUCGCGUUAUCUACUCUUGUCAUUUGCUGUAGCUUCUUUAAAGUAUUGAAAGCAAUACCCAGUUUCUGGAAGGUACUUAGAGGCACCCCUGAGUUACUGAGGUAGCAAUCUGAGGCUUCAAGCACUGACUGUAUCCACAGGACACCUUCACAUCAGCUGUUAAAUGUAGAAUAAAAACAAAUGCAAGUGUGUAAAUACUUAAUUUGGAGAAAAACUCAACAAAAUAACUUGAUUCUGUAGAGAACAAAGCAGAGUUUGUUACUUGAAUGUACCUUUCCCCAAAAUAGUGAGCGGUAUAUCGUAAGAUUCUCAAAGAAGCAGCGCACAAACCUUACUUAUUACUCAUCUAGACGGUAUUUGUAUCAUUGUCCUUCUUCCAUGUCUAAUUGUCUCUUUUUACAAGUGAAACAAUGCAGGCACACAUGAACUUUGCUUUGUAGCACUAAGACAAUAAAUGAAUCCUGUAUCCUCUGAACAGGAUGCCUUUUUAAUGCACUGUAGUUUCUUUUUGUUUGUGUGUGUAGGUGUUUUGCAUGUUAGCUAAGGCCCAUGUAGCAUGAUGGAUAAAACAACUAGCAGUUAGUCCAAAAGUGAUUUUCUUUCUUUGGAGAAACACUUCAGCAGACACCAGCUACUGAACAUGAUUGUCACUCUUCUUAUUUGACUCCUUCCAUAGAAUGAAAAAAAUGUCCAAGCACAGUUGUCAUGGUAUUUCUUUUUUGUUUUAAAAUAAAUUAAUGAUAGAUUAACAAUU